UCAGCAACCUGAUUGAUAUAAAUGCCACCACAGAAUUGUUCCAAUUCAGUGCAGACAUAGAGUUUCCCCUCUGACAACCAUGAGGACGCUCGGCGCCCUCGUACUGUUGGGAUGCGUGCUGGUGAUCGCGGGCCGGGAGCUCGGGCCGCCCGCCGCCGACCUCGAGACGGCCGCCAGCCACCACAAGGGCCACCACCACGAGCACGGCGGCGGCAAGGAGCACCACGAGCAUCACCACCACGAGCAUGGCGAGAAGGGCCACAAGGGGCACAAGGGCCACCACCACCACCACAAGGGCGAGCACGGUGACCACGGCAAGCACCACCACGAGGGCCACCACCACGAGCACGGCGGUGGACACAAGAAGCACCACGACGAGCACGAACACCACGGCAAACACCACGAGCACGGCCACCACCACAAGGGCGGCAAGCACCACCACAAGAAACACCACGACAAGGGUGAGGAGACGGAGGGAUACCACAAGAAGUACCACAAGGAUGAGUAUCACAAGGACCACCACUUCUACGACGACCACCACAAGGAGGGCAAGCACCACAAGCACGGCCACCACCACGGCCACCACGAGAAGAAGGGCGGUCACCACAAGAAGGGCGGCCACCAUCACUCCGGUCAUCACGAGGGCCACCACGGCAAGCACGGCCACCACGACAAGCACCACUACGACGAGGACCACAAGGGCCACAAGGGCCACCACGGGCACGAAGAGCACCAUCACCACCAUCACGACCACGGCAAGAAGGGCGGCCACGAGGACCACAAGCACUGGGGCUUCCAUCACGGCAAUUCAGGUUCGUCGAAAAUGCGGGAAAUACUACUAUUAGCGGUCCUCGCUUGCGGGCUAGCGGCCACGAGCUGCCGACAUGUAAAGGAGGAUAAUUUAGGCGCGCUCGGGGACACCGACCUCACCCCGGCGGGAACGGAGCACAAGGAGGCCAAGAGCGGCAAGAACGAGGAGGGCGGCGGCCACGAGCACCACGCCCACCACCACAAGGAGGACGGCGAGAAGGGUGACAAGGGCUACAAGUCCCACCACCACCACGACAAGGGCGACCACGGCCACCACGAGAAACACCACCACGAGGGACACCACGACGAGCACGGCGGCCACAAGAAGAAGCACCACGACGAGCACGACCACCACGGGGAGCACCACGAGGCCGCGCACGGCCACAAGGGCGGCAAGUUCGGCCACAAGAAGGGUCACAAGAAGGGCUCCAAGACGACGGGCUUCCACCACAAGUCCCACAAGGACGAGUACCACAAGGAGCACAAGUUCUACGACGACUUCCACAAGGGCGGCCACCACCACAAGCACGGCGACUUCCACGGCCACCACGACGAGAAGGAGGGCCACCACAAAAAGGGCGGCCACCACGAGAAGGGCCACCACGAAAAGCACCACGGAAAGAAGGGCGAGCACGACAAGGGCCACUACGACGAGGACCACAAGGGCCACAAGGGCCACCACGGGCACGAGGAGCAUCACGCGCACCACCACGACCACGGCAAGAAGGCCGGCCACGCUGGCGGGAAGGAGUUCGGCUACAGCCACGGCAAGAAAGCUUGA
Molecule: messenger RNA, 1591 nt
Organism: Aricia agestis (brown argus)
Lineage: Eukaryota; Metazoa; Arthropoda; Insecta; Lepidoptera; Lycaenidae
Product: histidine-rich glycoprotein-like
Exons: 2
Coding region: 80-1591 (503 amino acids)
Source: RefSeq, a predicted model, not a curated record